Hyalella azteca is the source of this 2457-nucleotide messenger RNA. RefSeq lists its product as uncharacterized. Bases 17 to 1882 code for a protein of 621 amino acids. Lineage: Eukaryota; Metazoa; Arthropoda; Malacostraca; Amphipoda; Hyalellidae. The transcript is spliced from 10 exons. The record is from RefSeq and is a predicted model, not a curated record.
GUCCCGUGCGGAGAAUAUGGCGGCGCGGGCGCUGGAGUCGGCCGCGCUGCGUUGCUACAGGAGCGCGCCUCGCGAUCUCGCCGCGGCUGCUGCUGCCACCAUAGCUCUCCUCCAUCUCAGAUUAAUAAGGAAGUUAGAUAAUGUUGAUGCGCGGUUUCUACUGCUGUUGUGCGAGCAGCAGGUACCGGUUAGACCUCCAGAAAAUCCUGGUUCAAGCUCCGAGACCCAAGAUAGUUCUUCAAAGAAGAGCAUCAAUGAUUCUAAAAAGCCUCAAAAUAUGUGUGAAGAAAAUGAAUAUUUGGCGCGAACAAGGAGCGAGACGCCAGACGCAACUGAUGGAGGAAUUACGAAAGGAGAGACAGUAGGUUCAUCCAAAAUCUAUUUUCAAAUGAACGAGGAAGCAACAUCCAGAAUAAGAUUGCUUGAAAAUCAUCCAUCGUUUGCGCUCUUACAGCAGAGCCUGAGCAACGAACGUUCGCAAUGGCAGUCUGCCAUGUCUGUUGCCACAGGCGCAAAUGGCAAGACAGAAACUCACACUGAGGAUUCAUCGAAUUGGGAGACCACGCCACGCCCAGAAGCAUGGCGUCUGGGUCACAGUCACGCUAGUAUGCAGCUAGAAGAAAUUCAAGAAGAUGAAUUAUCUGAGCGUAUAGCAACGCUGAUGCCCAUUUGGUACCGCUUUAAUCAAAUGAAAAGAACAAUAAAUAUCAGGACGUCUGAGCUGCCUCGUCCCUGGAGCCAGCUUCAGCCUAUCAAAAAAUUCUUGCUGGUGUUGGCCAUCAACCCAGCACAGUGCUACGACGCUCUGCAAGACUUCGUCCAUCACACGUACCCUACUGCUGCUCGUGACAGUUUCAGUACAAUUUGUUUUGCACAAGAAUACUUCAAACUUCCCAAAGUUCUUCACAGCAAGCAGAAGCUCUCACUUCCCAAGCGCCCUCUCUUGCUCUUGACAGAGUUCAAAAACACUAUCUGCACUCCAGACGUUAUAUGGCAACCAUUUGGACGCGAUAUCACCGUGUUGUCUCUCCCGCUUCUUAAGCAGAACGGCCAGCUUAAAGCAACUCUAACUAGAUGCAUGCAAAGGGGGAAGUUCCUCGCGCUGCAGGAUGUUCAUCGCUGUUCCCUUGAAGAACAGAAAAAGCUGUACCAUCUACUGUACCGCUUCUAUGACACUUUCCGCGCCGGAAGUCACUUCGAGCAGUACGGAGAGUUGACGAACGACGCGCCGUUCAGGUUCAGAGUCGCACUCGUCGCUGACGCUCGUGCAGAGAUCUGUGCGCCUCUGCACGCGUUCUGCUCAGUGCUGUGGCUGCAGGACGCAGCGUCGCUGCGAGAAGCGCUGCCGCCCGCUGUCUCUGCAGCUGCACAUGCCAUCCAGCGCUGGCCACAGUCUGCCUUGGCGGUUGCCGGAGACGAGAUGGUGCUGAACGGAAUGCUGGUGGUGGUGUCGUUGUUUCACGCUGUGCUGUGGCUCUGGAAAAGUUUCGGUCCGUGGGAAGGAAUCAAACCGGAGCUGAGAAUCACAGACAUACAAUUGGUGCUCAAAGUUCUAAAGACGCCGAACUCGAUAAAUCGACUUCUACUUGUGAGUGAGCUACAAGAGAAGUUCUUCGAAGUGUACCUAGCAAAGCUCGCAGAUGAACGCGAUCAACGAUUGCUGCGGAUUUUAUCUACUGAACUCCUGAAGGAAAUAAUGCUUUUAAAACACUCCAAGGAUGGUCAGAUGCAUGAGAAAGAAAACGAUAGCAGACUCGCAUAUUUGCCAGUUGGCUGCAAUUACAAGGAAUUUAUCUCUAAGGUGAUCCACACUUUUAGAACUCUGAGAUGCAAUGUAUUCGAAUCCAUCGACGAGCUAAAAGAAAUACGGUUAGCCGAGUGAAGACAUCGAAUACGCGAACGUAAAAUUAAGCGACUUUGAAUAAUGUGCAGAGCAAUUUGUAUCCAGAAGUCUCGAAGAGCAUAAUACAGAGGCAGUAAAGAUCAGCAUGCUUAGACACCCGAGGUAAUUUUCAUGCUAUGUUAUAGACGCUGAGGUUGCAAUAGUAUUUAAACAGACAUGCAAGACACAGAGUUGACAGUUUUAAUGUCACUAGAACAAGAGCUCUUCAUGGAGCUGUAGCAAUACGUUGUAAACUAACCAAGAAUCUGUAGGCAACCGGAAAGUCUUUGGAACGUGGUACUCACUGUAGGACUACGUUGCCCUGAUGGUCCCUAAAAGAACGAUUGUGUAGCCGUUCUCUAAUCUUGUGGUUUAGCACUAUGCAUUUCCUCAUAGGAUUAAUGAAACAAGCAGAAAUCUUGUAACAAUCAUUUUAUUGUUCUAGCAAAUUAAUCGCUGCGAAUCAUACAAGAAGAGUACUCGCUAAUUCUAACCAAACGGAUCUUUCAGACAAGCAGAACUCCUAUAAUGCUUAAUUUAUGCUUUGACACGCACAAUAAAUGUAGUUCAUUUCC